Molecule: messenger RNA, 1076 nt
Organism: Triticum aestivum (bread wheat)
Lineage: Eukaryota; Viridiplantae; Streptophyta; Magnoliopsida; Poales; Poaceae
Exons: 7
Coding region: 118-939 (273 amino acids)
Source: RefSeq, a predicted model, not a curated record
GUCUGCCGCAGCCGCUAUAACGAGGGGGAACUAGUGCCGGGCCCCAAAGCCCCCAAUCCCCACUCCCCCGUCCAAAUCCAAUCGAAAGUUCAAUUCCAUCCUAAUCGCCGACUUUGUAUGGGCGUGAUGAGUUCCUCCGUCGUGGUCUUCGGCAAUGAUGACGAGGACGCCAGCGUGGGCGAGAAUUCCGUCGUGGUCUCCGGCAAGGGCAAUGACGCCGUCAAGCCCUCGUGCACGGUGCAGUAUUCCUGCGUCAAGCGGCUUCGUGAGCGGCGCCUGCUCUCCUUCCUCGUGGACCAAGGCUUCCACGGCGCCUUCAGAGAGCUGAAUCGCGAGACGGGGGUGCUGUUCAACGUGGAGCACAUCCGGCGGCUGGUGAGGCGGGGACAAUGGGAUGAAGCCCUCAUGUACCUCAACACCUUCCUGCCGCCGUUCAUCAGUGAACGUCGGAGCUUCCGUGCCAGGAUCUUCAACAACUUCCUCCUCAUGCACCCCCGCUUCGCCAACGUGGUCACCGGCAACAAGGACAUGCACCUGGACAAGCAGUACGCCUACGGCCGCAGCAGCUCCACCCGCGCCGAGCGCAGGUUCCGCUCCAUGAACUACUCCAUACUCGCCCCGGACUCGGGCCACCUCAGGGCCGCCAUCGACUGGGACAAGGUGAGGAGCCACGCAGCGUGUCUUAUCCCCGAGUUGGCUCACCGUACUCCGGAGCUGAAACGCCGGACGGUGCUGCCGUCCCGCUGCAUGAUGCCGCACGAUGUACUCCCCAUUGGGACCGGUUUGUUCCUGAGGCGUCGUGUGAAGAAACAAGGCCCCCAGCCGCCAAAAACAGACGCUAUCAUCACGGCCAUAAACACCAGCGGUAUUGCCGCCUCGUUAGGGAUUCGAGCAUUGGAUCGAAAGAUGAAGCACUGGAACUGCUGGUCAAUUACCUAGAUCAGACUUUGCAGGCUGGUCUACCUAGAGGUUGCACACUAAGCUAUGACUUUCAACCAAGUGGGAAGGAAGUUGAACUUGCUGCAGAUGCUUUUGAUGCUCCGUCAGAGCAGACCAUGCUUGGCGCAUCCAAAGAU